AUGACCGACAGAGCUGCGCAGAUGUCCACAACCAUUCCAACCCACCGAAACGACAACGAUUCGGAUCACGCACAACCCGAAGCGGAUAUCAGUCGCUUCAAUCAACCUUCGAAUAAUCGAUCUAAAGAUGUGAAUCCAGACCAGAAUUCAGGCGAUACUUCAUCCACUCAACAUCGUGAUCAACGAGGAGAACGUCAGACUAAGCGUGAUCGUCAUGCUGACACACAAAAUUCUGGUCAGCAUGUGGAUUCAGGCGACACUUCAUCCACUCAACAUCGUGAUCAACGAGGAGAACGUCAGACUGAUCGUGAUCGUCACACUGACACACGAUAUUCUGGUCAGCAUGUGGAUUCAGGCGACACUUCAUCCGCUCAACAUCGUGAUCAACGAGGAGAACGUCAAACUGAGCCUGAUCGUCACACUGACACACGAUAUUCUGGUCAGCAUGUGGAUUCAGGCGACACUU
Didymodactylos carnosus is the source of this 466-nucleotide messenger RNA. Lineage: Eukaryota; Metazoa; Rotifera; Eurotatoria; Philodinida; Philodinidae. The record is from the annotation of a GenBank genome assembly.